This is a messenger RNA of Strongylus vulgaris, 680 nucleotides long. The record is from the annotation of a GenBank genome assembly. Lineage: Eukaryota; Metazoa; Nematoda; Chromadorea; Rhabditida; Strongylidae.
AUGAUCGAGGUCGCUGUUACAAGACUUCCAGAUAAUGCCACAUUUGAAGAUGCCUCACUUCUUGAGACGUUGUCCGUAGUGUUCCACGCCUGCAGGCGAGGGAACGUACAAAUGGGCCAGCGCAUACUGGUUUUAGGGGAAGGAACAAUAGGAAUUUUGUGCAUGAUGACGGUAAAAGCAAUGGGUGCCGCACAGGUUGCCAACACAGAUUUGGAUUCAGCUCAACUAGUUGCGAAGAAACUUGGUGCAGAUCACACUACUUGCGUCAAAAAUUUGCUGGUGAACAAAGUUCGCGAAACAGUAAUAGAUUGCCUGACAGAGCCUGAUGUAACAAUAGAAUGCACUAGGGAGCAGUCAUGCGUAGAAGCUGCAAUUUUUUGUAUCGACCAUGAUAAGACUUAUCGUAAAAACAUUGUACCAACAUUUCAGACCACUGUCUCGGGAGAGGUUGUCGUUUUGGUUGGACUUGGUAAACAAAAAGUUAGAGUAUCUCUUACAGAGGCCUGCAUUAGAGAGGUGGACAUUAGAGGUGUUUUCAGAUAUGCAAACUGGUAUGUAGUGACCAUUACCAGUAGAAAUUACUGCAUUAAUUUUCGAUUUUGUUACUCAAACGCACUGAAUCUUAUCGCAUCGGAAAAACUUUAUUUGUCUACACUUACACAAGCUCACUAUGAGUAGAA